Messenger RNA from Lachancea lanzarotensis, 1341 nucleotides. RefSeq names its product LALA0S01e08460g1_1. Gene Ontology annotation, molecular function: protein binding. The record is from RefSeq and is a predicted model, not a curated record. The coding region runs from base 1 to 1341 and encodes 446 amino acids. The transcript has a single exon. NCBI's taxonomy places the organism in Eukaryota, Fungi, Ascomycota, Saccharomycetes, Saccharomycetales, Saccharomycetaceae.
AUGGGAUCGACCACUGCAGAAAAAUUGAGCGAGAUUUUGGUUGCUCAGUAUUUGGCAAAACAUGGAUAUGACGGUGCGCUUUUGAAUUUCCUGAAAGAAUCGGAUCUUUCCAGAUCUGCUGUUCAAAUCGGCAACGAUAACUUCGAGGACCUCGAAGAAAUUGUGGCAGAACGAAUUGAAUUCAACGAAACGAAAAUAAAUGCGCAACUUGCCAAUUUGUCUCUUAACGAUGCGAUUGCUCCACUAGAUCCCAAAUUUUACCUACCGUCGUGGGACCAUACCCAAAAUUUGGUCACAGCAGAUAUAACACAACAACCCGCAUCUUUGGCGGUCGAUCUUUCGUUCACCGGAGAUUCCCAACUCUCUGUCAGCACUGUUGAUCGUAACGUUUAUUACUAUGGAUCUGAUCUGAACCUCGCAAAGAAGCUGAAAAUAAACUCUGGCGUGGUAAAGCGGUGUGGUACUCUUUCGCGGGAUAACGAAACCUGGUAUUUUGCUUGUGGUAUGCAUGGAAACCUGACAAUCUUUGAUAAUAACUUCCAAUUUCUAGUAGAACACCAACUACACACACGCAUUGUCAAAGAUGUCGAUUUCUACCAUCAUAAGGAAACGUCCAAAUGCUAUUGCUUCAGUUCUGGCCUUGAUAACUACGUCAAGGUUCAUCUGAUUGACCUGAAGACCCUCACAACUACUCUCGUUGCGUCUCUGAAGCUCACGACAUCCUGCACGUCUUUCCAGGUCGCACAAACAAAGGAAGAGCUACCGGUCUUACUCCUCACACAUCAGGAUCAUUCUCAGCUUUUCAUCUAUGCUUUAAACGAAGACCAGUUGGUGGAGACACACAAAUUGGCGAUGAGCAAUGCCCAAUUCAGUUCGCAUUCUUUCAAUGUUCAAUCUUCAUGCAUUUUAAGCUUUCGCGACAACAGAACUGACACCAAUCGCGAGCAACUGAAUUUUCAUUUACCAGUUCUGGAAGAUGGAUCCAUGGUGGCCAUUGCUACUUCUCAUGUACCUUACAUGCGAGUGAUAAUACUGGAAUUACCGAUUAUCACUUCACAAUCCACAUCUCGAAUUCACUACGAUAAAAUACUGAGAAACAUGGCAACAAUGAUUCCCCAGGAUUCGUUUUCAAGCGCGAUCUUGAAAAGCUGCCGGCCAUCGAGAGGUUUAAUUGUUGGUUCCGAUUUUGGUGUGUAUGGCAUUGACGUUGCGAAUUGCGACUCCUGGCCAUUAAUUCAAGAGGGAAAGAGAGUGAAAGCUCUAGAUGCUUUCCAAGACCGAUUGGCAAUAGCUUAUGCUAACUCACAAGUAGACGUCUUUUACUGGCGCCAAGAGGCAUAG